This is a messenger RNA of Penaeus monodon (black tiger shrimp), 728 nucleotides long. RefSeq names its product U-scoloptoxin(01)-Cw1a-like. Gene Ontology annotation, molecular function: chitin binding. Lineage: Eukaryota; Metazoa; Arthropoda; Malacostraca; Decapoda; Penaeidae. The coding region runs from base 16 to 471 and encodes 151 amino acids. The transcript has a single exon. Gene Ontology annotation, cellular component: extracellular region. The record is from RefSeq and is a predicted model, not a curated record.
GAUACUGUGAGGCUCAUGUCAGUAGCGCUAAAACCCAAAGCAAAGGCGCGCACCUUCCUCACCCACGCCCUCUCUCUCCGCCAGACCGCCAUGCAUCGCGCCGCCUGCCUCCUCCUCGCCCUGGUCGCCGUGGCCUUCGGCCUCAACGGCUGGGAGUUCCCUAUCCUAACGGAGGAGUACCUCUCGGCGCCGCUUCAGACCUCCUUCACCUGCGACGGCCGCUCCUACGGCUACUACGCCGACGUCGACAACAACUGCGAGGUGUACCACGUGUGCCUCCCGCUUGAAGACGACGAGGGCGCCGUCUACCAGACCGCCCACUUCUCGUUCAUCUGCGGCAACCAGACGGUAUUCAACCAGGAGACCCUCACAUGCGCCUCCCGUGACCUCUCCUUCCCUUGCCCCGAAGCCCCGUCGCUCUACGACAUCGUCAACGCGGAGUUCGGAAGGGUCCCCGAGCCCGUGAGUUAAGCUCGCCCGCUCGUCAGCUACGGCAGGUACCUUGUCAUCCUCGAUAAGUGCCUCGUCAGCCCCGGCAGGUGCUCGCCAGCUAUGACAGGUGUUUCGCCAGCCUUGACAGGUGCCUCGGCAGUCUUGACAGGUGCCCGAUCCUCGACUCCGCCACUCCGUCGUCCUUCCUCUCUUCCCCCACAAGCCCUAGUUGAUCUAGGCCUUCAUGUGUAAUCGCAGUUGAUCUGCCGUGUACAUAAUAAAAUUCCCCGUUUACA